Molecule: messenger RNA, 4045 nt
Organism: Linum trigynum
Lineage: Eukaryota; Viridiplantae; Streptophyta; Magnoliopsida; Malpighiales; Linaceae
Source: the annotation of a GenBank genome assembly
CUCUACUUUGAAGAGUCAACGAUCAGGAUGAUUUCGGAAUUCGGAGCUGCAAGUUUGAAGCUGAGGGGAGAAAUAUGAGUACUUUGAACUCCUUCCGGUCACAAUGGCUACAGUUUCAAGGUUACCAAGCGGAUCAACCAUACCGGCCGGUGGCGCAAUGCAGAUACCUGGAUCCUUGCAGCCCUAACCUUGUCCCUCUUAACACGAAAUUGCAUUCAGUUUCUGUGAAGAAUCGCGAUUCGUUGCGUAUCUCCGGGAGCCCGCCUCAAGGUUCUGUUGGAUUUAGGGGGAAAGAAGACGUAUUGGUAGAUGUUACCAUGGCGAAUAGCUUAAUUAAGAAUUACGCGGAUGACGGGAUGUUUGUCGAUGCCAUCAGAGUGUAUCUGGAUUUGCUUGAAAGUGGGUUCCCAGUUCAGGAGUUUCAGUUCUUCCCCUGUUUGAUCAAGGCGUUUGGUGGGCUGGGUAGUGUUGAGAAAGGGGAGGAAAUUCAUGGGCAUUUGUUGAAAUUUGGAUUCUUGGAGGAUACUUAUGUUAGUAAUUCGCUGUUGGGGAUGUAUUGGAAAUGUGGGGCGGUCGAGCAUGCAGAUAAAAUGUUUGAUGAAAUGCCGCAACGGGAUGCCAUUUCCUGGAAUACGAUGAUAUCCGGGUUUUCUCGCUUAGGAUACUACACGGAAUCCUUGACUCUUCUCGCCAGAAUGAUUGGAGAGUAUGGUGCUGUGUUCGAGAACAGGGUAGCUUGUCUUUCUGCUUUGUCAUCGUGUGCUUCCACGCAAUCCUUGACACACGGGAGAGCUAUUCAUGGAUGCAUUGUGAAGAACAAGUUUGAUUCAGAUGAAUACUUGGUUAGUGGUUUGAUUGAUAUGUAUAUGAAAUGUGGGGACGUAAAGAAUGCUGAACGUGUUCUCACUAGAAUUCUUGACGACAAUAUUGUGAGAGGAAACAAAGUGAUCUGGAAUGUGAUGAUCACUGGAUAUGUUUCAAAUGAAUGUCCCUCUCUCGCAUUGAGUUUAUUCCUUGAAAUGCUUGAAUCUGGUAUUGGUCCUGAUUCCUCAACAGUGGUUGCUGUUUUAGUUUUGUGUUCUCAGUUGUUAGAUAUAGCACUUGGAAAGCAAAUUCAUGGACUUGUUUUUAGCCUUGCACUGGAAAACGAUGUCAGAGUUCAAACCGCCCUCAUCGAGAUGUAUUUCAAUUGUUCAUCCUCUGAAACUGGCUUGAAGAUAUUUAGGCAGUCUCCAAACAAGAAUCUUAUUAUGUGGGGCUCUGUGAUCUCAAACUGCGCUCAGAAUGGCUAUCCAAAUGAGUCCUUUCAGUUGUUUGAAGACUUCAUGAUACUAAACGGCUUUCCAGAUUUAGUCAUCCUUUUGGCAGCAUUGAGGGCUUGCUCAUCCCUGGCAUUGAAGCGUAGUGGGGUGGAACUCCAUGGCAUGGCAGUAAAACUGGGGUUGACAUUGGAUGCUUUUGUAGGUGGUGCACUGGUUGAUCUCUAUGGGAAAUGCGGAGACAUGAAUUCAGCUGAAAAAGUCUUCGACGGAUUAGCCACCAAGGAUUUGGUGUCAUGGAAUGCUCUAAUUUCUGGCUUUGCUCAAAAUGAAUAUCCAGAGAAAGCUCUUAAGGCAUUCCGUGAUAUGCAGAGUCAGCAUUUGGAACCAAACUCUGUGACGGUUGCAUGCAUUCUGUCUGUCUGCAUGCACCUUGCAGUUAUGAUCCUCUGCAAGCAGGUUCACUGCUAUAUACUGCGACAUGGGUUUCUGAUCAACAAUAUUCUCAUCGGCAAUUCCUUGAUUAGUGCAUAUGCCAAAUGUGGCAAUAUGAGUGACUCAUUGACAAUAUUUAACCAAAUGUCUGAUAGAAAUGAGGUGACGUGGAAUUCUAUCAUACUGGGUUUUGGGAUGCAUGGAAGAAGACAGGAAAUGUUUCAGAUGUUCGAAAGAAUGAAAGAGACAACAGAGGUAAAGGCUGACCAUGCUACUUUCACUGCUCUCCUCUCUGCCUGCAGCCAUGGAGGAGAAGUUGCAAUGGGGUGGAAGUACUUCAACAGCAUGACUCAGGACUAUAACCUGGAGCCUAGAGUUGAGCAUUACACUUGCAUGGUUGAUCUUUUAGGUCGAGCUGGAAAUCUUAAUCAGGCAUAUGAUCUAAUCAAGGAAAUGCCUUGUUCACCAGAUGAUCGAAUUUGGGGUUCGCUUCUUGGAUCUUGUAAAAAUCAUGGCAAUGUUGGGUUAGCAAGAGUUGUGGCAAGUCACAUCUUUGAGCUUGAUCCUACAAGUAUUGGAUACCGAACACUGCUUUCUAAUCUGUACGAAGAAUCUGGGAGAUGGAAUGAAGUUAGUCAGGUGAGAACAGAGAUUAGAGAUACAGGAGUUAGAAAACAGCCCGGGUGCAGCUGGAUAGAAGUUGAUAAUAACAUUCAUACGUUUACGGCUGCUGAUUGCUCCCACCCUCUGUGUGAGGAGAUCUAUGCUACUCUUGAGAGUUUGAGUGUAGAGAUCAAAGAGGAAGGGUAUGUUCCUCUUUCACAAUCAACAGCUGUAGGUUCUCAUACGAAGGAUUGAGAUGUUUUGCUAAUAUUAGGUGCUAGGAUAUGGGCUGUUGUCAUCAAACGUCACUAGCUAGUGGCUUCUACUUGUGAGGGCAGCAGAUUGGAUUUAGAGGCAGAUCUUGGAACUUUUGUAAUUGAACAAAGCCUGGUCAACAAACUAGAUGUAAGUGUGUUUAUGCCAUUAACUGCAAUCUCUGGUUCUCGCUCGGUCUUUUUCUCUUUAAGUGACUAUUUACCCUUUUCAACUUUAUUCCAAUUUUCAGGCAAACUUAUGUGGGAAUGGAAUGAAAACAAUCUGCUGAGAAUGCAACAAUUGAAGCUUUCAUCCCGGAUCCAAAUACGCUAAAGGUCGGUGGUCUUAUCUGGGGAGGGAGAUAGAUGAAAUGCAGUACACAUAAGAGCAAGUGUUUGUAUUACAUGACUUUCUUAUCACUGAAUCCUACAUUGCUUGGAUAAGUAAGUAGGUAUGGUGCUUGGAUAAUGUUUUGGACUAUGAUACACCGACAAAGUUGGCAAACUGUUUUAUGUCAUGUUGAAAAAACUUAAACUCGUACCAACCACUUGCAGUGCGUGGCUGCUAGAUAUUCACAACGAGAAUCGAGGGCCAAGGUUAGCCAUUAUCGUGAAGCUUACCAAAGGACGGGAACUUCUAGCUGCUUUUGGUACGUACCUCUAAUCUAACUUUCGAAACGCAUGACCUCUGUCGAAAAACGUGACAGGAAAAUCUAUCUCGUGGUUCAGCAUGGUCGGUGUAGCCUGGAUUCGUAUGAUGCUGAACAAUUGCAGCAGAUGUAAAGGUCUGUUCUGUUGAUUAUUCUGAUCUGUUUGUUCCCAUGUGCUUUGGCGAAGGUUAUUAUUGCAAGUACUCUGGACAGCAACAAUGGAUGGCAUGCAGCCUGGCAGCAAACCUCUAAAGACAUGGAGGGCAAAGCUGCCCACAACAAAAGAGGAGCUUGAAGAAGGCAUCCAACCUGUUUCAGGACACUAAAGUUAUCUUCAGAAUUUGUUGCAGUACUGGCAGCCCCCACCCACGCUCCACCAAUAAAUGCCUUUUCUUUUUUCCCAGCAGAAGAGAAAGGCUGUCAAAGAUGGUGUCUUUAAAUAACUACUCAACCUACCCUUUCUCCAGAGGGUGGCCCCAAAGAUCUACUCUUCGGUCCCAAACUAAUAUGCACCGCCACUUUCCUUACAAGUUCAUUGGGGUUCAGUUGGCCGCCAUUGUUAGGACAACUGAUGAUCAUAACUGAAGCACCCCCUACAGCCCAUUGAGUGAAAGCUCAGUUUUUGUAAUGUGAAGGGAAAGUAAAGCAAAGCUGAGAGGCUGCCGACAUCUUUGUAAAUUCUUGUACUCUGUUCAUCACUUGGCUUAACUUUACAGGUAAGAGAAUGUUCAGUAUAUAAAGAUUGGCCAAUUGAUUCCCGACCAAGUGUCCUUUUGAGGUGGAAUCAGAUGUAAUUUCACCAAUCAAGUUAGUUUAAACUAUUGAAGAAAUCAUUAUGCAAUAG